AUGAAGUUGUCUGUUUUGCUGGUCGCUCUCGCGCCAGUAGCGACUAUAGCUGCCCCGCAGAAGUCUGCCGAUGACUGGAUCACCACCAUAUGGGAUGACUUCAAGAAUGCGGUAGACUGCUUCAGCUGUCAGGCUCUCCUCGGUGGUCUCAAGCUUGUCUCCGGCCUUGGGGAAUCCUUCAUGGAGGAUGUUAUUACCGGUGUCUGCUCCGUCAGUGGUGCCGAAGACAGCGAUGUGUGCGCUGGCGUCAUUGCGAAUGAAGGCCCCUCUGUAUAUUACUCGUUGAAGAACCUUAAACUGGGCUCCCAUACGGCCAAAACAUUCUGCGCCACCUUGGUCGGUCUAUGCGAGUUUCCCAAAGUCCGUCCGUACGAUAUCUCCUUUCCUUCGCCAAAGCCACCAACCACCCGGCCCCCACCAAGUGGUAAAGCUCCGAUAAAGGUUGUGCACUUUAGUGAUACUCACGUCGACCUCUCCUACGAAGAGGGAUCCAACUAUGAGUGCUCAAAACCAAUCUGCUGCCGUGCAUAUACCGAGAAGGACGCCCCGGGAAACACCACUUCGCCAUGCGGACCCUGGGGAAACUCCAAGUGUGACCCACCGCAUCGCCUACAAGAGAGCAUGAUGGGCGCCAUUGCAGGUAUUGAUCCAGCCUUCUCGAUAUACACUGGAGAUGUAGUGGCCCACGACGUCUGGCUCGUCAAUAAAACGGAAGUACUGCAAGACUUGAACGCGACCUACGGCUCCAUGGAGAACAAUCUAGGGCUGGUAUAUGCCGCUCUGGGUAACCAUGACGCUGCCCCUCUGAACCUAUUCCCAUCCGACAAGGUUCCAAGCCAGUAUAAUCCGCAAUGGGCCUACGAUGCUCUCGCAGAAGAUUGGCUCACCUUAACUGGCAUUCCUUCCGUUGAAAAGGCCAGGGAAUAUGGCUCUUACUCUGCCGUGCACCCCGGAAGCAAACUGCGAAUUAUCUCCUACAACAGCAUCUUCUACUACAAGUACAAUUUCUUCUCUUAUACCGAGCCAAUGGAGUUCGACCCAAACAACCAGCUGGACUGGCUGAUUGCACAACUGCAAGAAGCCGAAGACGCGAAGCAGCGCGUUUGGCUUAUCUCGCACAUUCCAACUGGCAACUCGGACCAUUUCCGCGACCACUCUCAUUACUUCGACCAGAUUAUUCAACGGUACGAUGCGACUAUUGCCGCGCUCUUCUUUGGUCACACCCACACAGAUGAGUUUCAGAUCUCGUACUCGAAUUACAAGAAUCGAAAUUGGGACACGGCGACCGCAAUGGGCUACGUCGCGCCUUCAAUGACACCUACCUCUGGCCCUCCUUCAUUCCGGGUCUACGAGAUCGACCCUGUUACCUUCGGCGUUAUGGAUUUUACGCAGUAUAUUGCCAACAUCACUGAUCCCUCCCUCCAGACGGAACCCGAGUGGAAGCCCUACUACUCUGCCAAGGCAGACUACGGAUCAAAGCUCUCCCCAGCCGUCAAAGACCCCCAAGUCGAGCUCACGCCGGGGUUUUGGCAUAAUGUCACCGUGGCUAUGGAGAAGGAUACUACCGUUUUCCAAGACUUUUGGAGUAGACGGACUCGCGGGUUUAAUGUGCCGGAUUGUACUGGUGAUUGCAUCAGUAACGAGAUUUGUGCCCUUCGCGGUGCCGAUGCUCAGUACUCGUGUUAUAAACAAGCCCCUGGCUUCAGCUUUGAGAAACGAGAUGGGUCGGGUGUGUCGUAUCUUUCGGAGGAUAGUUUCCAACAGCCGGAGUGUAACCAUGCGGGGAUGGCGCCUCUUUUCGCGAAGAUUUCGCAUCGGGCAAAGCUUGCGAGGGAGAGAGGGGAGUAA
This is a messenger RNA of Penicillium manginii, 1848 nucleotides long. Its product is annotated as sphingomyelin phosphodiesterase. The transcript has 3 exons. NCBI's taxonomy places the organism in Eukaryota, Fungi, Ascomycota, Eurotiomycetes, Eurotiales, Aspergillaceae. The coding region runs from base 1 to 1848 and encodes 615 amino acids. Gene Ontology annotation, molecular function: sphingomyelin phosphodiesterase activity. The record is from RefSeq and is a predicted model, not a curated record. Gene Ontology annotation, biological process: sphingomyelin catabolic process.